Messenger RNA from Prunus avium (sweet cherry), 1123 nucleotides. RefSeq names its product embryo defective 3006. Gene Ontology annotation, cellular component: MIS12/MIND type complex. The record is from RefSeq and is a predicted model, not a curated record. Lineage: Eukaryota; Viridiplantae; Streptophyta; Magnoliopsida; Rosales; Rosaceae. Gene Ontology annotation, biological process: chromosome segregation.
AUAUAAUUCAAUAUUUAAUACUUAUCGUUGCCUUAACCUCAUAUCUUAAGCUAGCAUUCAAAUUUCCCUCUCUUUCUAUUUUCCUUUUGUUUGUUCUCAAAUUUCACUCACAAUCUUUGGAUUCUUCACGAGCCGGACCACGACAUCUGCAUCUACAAGAAGAAGAUACCGAAGGCACUUCAAUUUCUGCCGGUGUACAAUUUCCCUCUUUAUUUUCUUUAGUCUAGUAAACCCUAAUUUCAUGAUGCACUGUUUACUUAGUUCUGAAUGUUGUGUUGAAUCACUCUGGUCUUGUGUGGAUCUAAAUCGUUCUGUACUAUCUCUAUAAAAAAAUCAGAAUAUUUUGUGUCUGCGAUGGGGACGAGGCAUAUGGAGAUGAAGAAAUCCUUCAAGUUCUGCAUUCGUUCUCUGCUCACUCCCUGUUCUAAGCAGGAAUUUUGCCAAGCAUUUCCCAAUUUUACAACUGCCGAGCAAGAGCGUCUUCAUAGGAUGUUUAUUCAGGUCAUCACGUCUUUGCAUGGAAAUGUAGAGGAUGAGUUUCAGUCAGUAUGCCUUGAAACACAGGUGGGAACUGCUCUUGAUACUGUUGAACAACUUGUGGAAGAACAAGCUCUGGAUCGUUUGUUUUCAGAUAAGACUAAUGUAAUGGAUGUUGCUCAUGAUCUGUCCACAAUGAAGAAGGAUCAAAUCCAGUACUUGACAAAGAUGCUGGAAACGGCUGAAGAACAGAAUCAGUGUCUUCGGGAUCGUGUAGAGCUUUUAAAGAAAGAAAGGCUAGAUGUGUCAGGCAUGGCAAAUGCUGUUGAGCGGUUGAGAAGUGGGAGUGUAAUGUAUGGAAUGUACAACAGCAACAGCCUCCAUAAUCCAUGACAGCGGUUAGUGUAUUGAGGUAAAUUCCUCUGGUGGAUUAAGCCUAUUGAUUCCAUGUGUUUUUGGCUUGAGGAUUGAAUCUUCAUUUGGCUUGUACUCGUCGCGUAAUCAGAAUCCUCAGGUGCUACUUGUAAUGUAGGUCUCAAGUGUGUGUAUAGAAGCGAUUGUAUCUCUCAAAGUUUUGAAAUUGGAUCAAUGUCUUCUGUGCUUUUUAUGCAAAAUGAAUUGCUGUUAAAUAUGCCCUAUUGUUUUU